Molecule: messenger RNA, 906 nt
Organism: Apis dorsata (giant honeybee)
Lineage: Eukaryota; Metazoa; Arthropoda; Insecta; Hymenoptera; Apidae
Gene: Spase25
Product: probable signal peptidase complex subunit 2
Exons: 3
Coding region: 124-702 (192 amino acids)
Biological process (GO): protein targeting to ER
Cellular component (GO): membrane; signal peptidase complex
Source: RefSeq, a predicted model, not a curated record
AAAUCUAAAAAAUUAUUCUUAAGGUGGCAUUAAUGUAUCAAAAGAUUUAAUGAUUUGACGUGUACAAAAGUAUAUAGUGAAUUAGUAUACUUAUAACUGUUUUAUUAUAAGAUUACGGUUAGAAUGGGUGCAGAUAAAAAUACAGAAAAUCUUGUAAUCAAAAUCAAUAAAUGGGAUGGAUCUGCAGUAAAGAAUGCAUUAGAUGAUGCAGUUAAGGAUGUACUUACAAAAAAAUACAAUUAUAUAGAAAACUUUGCUUUACUUGAUGGAAGAUUAGCUCUAUGUGGAAUUGCUGUAACAGUAGCAAUUGUUGCUCUUCUUUGUGAUUAUUUAUAUCCUUUUCCUGCAUCCAAACCAGUUUUAGCUAUUUGUGUUACAUUAUAUUUCCUGUUAAUAGGACUUCUUACUUUAUAUACAACAUACAAAGAAAAGGGUAUAUUUGUUGUAGCUAUUCAAAGGGAUCCUGCAGGUUUUAAUCCUGAUCUUAUUUGGGAAGCAAGUUCAUAUUUAAAAAGAUAUGAUGAUAAAUAUAAUCUUGUGCUAUCUGUUAGAAGUACUGCUACAGGAAAUGUGAAUGAAACUAGUGUUACAAAAUCUGUUGCAAAUUUUAUUGAUGUCAAUGGCGUUGUUAUUCCAGAAUUAAUAGAAAAUGUUGUGACAAAUAUGCAUGAUAGCUUAACUAUUCAACGUAAAGAAAAGUAGCAGAAAGAAUGAUAUUUAAUUGAAUAUGAUCAUUAUCUUUUUUUUAUAAUAUACAAAAAAUUGUUUUUUUUUUAUAUUUUGUGUAUUUCAUAUUGGUGUUAAACCAUUUUGAAAAUAAAAGUUCAAAAAUUUUAAAAUUGUGUAUGUAUUAUAUAAUUCAUGUUUAAAUACAAUAGAAAAACAAAUAUAAAUUUUUACAUUACU